CAUCACACACGCGUACGUUUAUUUUACCAACGGUUUGCAAAGAAUUGUGCCUUUGUCAUCUAUUCGGAAUUUUUUCCCCCAAGUGAAAAUGAUUUCAAUAGAAACAGAAAACAAAAGGUGUGGUUGAAAGCUGAGAGAGGAAAAGAAGAUCUCUUACUGAAUGCCUACAUUUUACUAUUGGGUAAAAGCCACAAGGAAACUCAAUUUUCAACAGCAAGAAGCGAAACAGCAACAAAAUCGAAGCAUUUUGGACAAAUAUUCAAACUUUAUGAACAGUCAUGAAGUAAUGACAGAUUCUGAAAAUUUAGAAAAUAUUGAUAAUCAUGAACGCAGAUUGGAUUUAGAUAACGCGUUUCUGAUUGAUCCACAGCACUAUUUUGAAACAGAAAAUUGUUCAUAUGAAAGUUCUCCACAAAGGGAAAAAGUCGCCAGACAUAAAGAUAAUUCUGAAAGCAUGGACGUCUAUUCAGGGAGAAUAUCUGAGACCAGGAGCCUCACCCAAGAAACUCUAGGAGUUUCAACAGCUCGAUCACGAUCUCUACCUUUAGAAUCUGAACGAACAAGGCCUACAAAAGGGUUAUCAGCAGAAAGAAAUUAUACAUCUUGGUCCAAACACGACAAUGCAGGUUGAUAUAUGGGGGACAAUUACGUUACACUCAGACUCAAAAUUUAUUCGAGAAGUACUCAAAAGCUAUCGGGAACGGAAGAACUACAAAAAAGAUGUUAGGAUGAAGAGAAGGCAAACAAAGAAAAAGAAAAUAUCCCAGAAAAAGAAUACAGAAGACCAUUAACCCCCGAAAAGAUCGAAAUAUUGAAAGAUUGUCUUUACGGGAAAAUAACGGAAUCUGGGGUAACGGGGAAAAAGAGGGCCUUAAGAAUGAAAAAGUUGAGGUCUUACAUCAGGGCAAAACUUUAUGACGUUCGUAGGCACCUAGAAAAAAAUCGAAUUCCUUAGUUUUGUACUUUGCCGUAAGAAUGAAAAGUUUGCGGUUCAUUGUCUGUUUUUUAUA
Belonocnema kinseyi is the source of this 1010-nucleotide messenger RNA. RefSeq lists its product as uncharacterized. The record is from RefSeq and is a predicted model, not a curated record. The transcript has 5 exons. Lineage: Eukaryota; Metazoa; Arthropoda; Insecta; Hymenoptera; Cynipidae. The coding region runs from base 161 to 631 and encodes 156 amino acids.